GUAGCAGCACCAUCACUGCACGUUUUGAGUUGUUGAACUUGCGUUGAACGUACGUUGAAGUUUACGACACGAGGGAAAGGUGUAUAACCUCAAUUUCGACGCAGCCUAUACCGGCUCAAAGUCUUUGUUGACAGUAGAUUCUUCACUUAUUAUUCUGACAAGGAAAUUCCAUUCUAAUCGUUGUCUCUCCCGGUCAUGAAAAUGCAAAUGGAAAUAGCACCUACGGAUAGUACCGCGUUGUACAAAAAUUCAACAAAGUUGAAUCAACCGAUCACCGAUCAUAAACAUCUGCAGUUCAUUGAGGCAUACAAUGAUGAAAAAGUACUUCUUGGCGCGUGCAAUCUAAACGGCCGUCUUUGGAAUGGUUCUGUUUGGCUUUACAAUGAUUUGACCAAUUUUGAUAAAAUCAAUGCUUUGGUGAGCUCCACCACAGAGAGCAGUGUAUGCGAUGCCGUUUUUCUUGAAACAGACAAAUUUGUUGUUGUCGAGGACAGUGGAGUGCUGCAAAUCUUGCAGGUUAUUUUGAACCCUGUAACUCAAUCCAAACAGAUCCAAUGUCUUGGCUACACCUGUCAGCACGAUGACACCAUACUAAGCGCUUCUGCUUUUCACAAGAAAACUCGCAUCAUCACCGCUGGGAUUGAUUGUUGUAUAAAAAUUUGGAAUUUGGAGGAUCUUUUGGCCGAACGCUCUUAUGAAAGCGCACACAGAAAAAUAAUCAGUUGCCUAGAUACCAAACCCAGAAGCAAUGACAUAUUUGCUUCCGCGGGUCUCGACGGUGAAGCUUUGGUCUGGGAUGUAAGACAAGAGUCUCCCGCUCAAGUCAUAUAUUCAAAUUCUGGACACCAACUACGUGCUAUCGCAUGGCGUCCCAGUGAUGAUAAUGCUCUUGUCAUUGGGAGCGUCGAUGGCGGUGUGACACUGAUCGACACCCGGAAACCACAAGACUUUGUAAUGCAUUCUGGUUCUUUUAAAAAAUCUAUCCACAAAAUCAAGUUCGAUCCAAAAAGGCCGCAUUUAUUGGCGACCUGCAGCGAUGACACCGAUCUUAAAGUCCUCGACACGAACCAACAUUUUGCCACUAUUUAUCACGACCAACGACACAAUGACUUUGUUCGCGGUAUUACAUGGUUUGACGAGAAUUUGCUCAGUUGCGCCUGGGAUAACACGGUGCUACGACAUAUCGUCCGAGAGACAUCCUCUGCUACUCUUCCUGUACAUGAUCAAUAAGGAAAACAAAAUCAAACGUUUCGUUUACUCAUCUUUUUUUCUAUUAACAUUCCGAGAAAACAAUUGGAACAAAACAAAAAAGCUAACAGCUCAAGCUCGUUACUAGUGCGGACUUUUCAUUCAUAUUACACGCGUUUUCUUCUCCAUUAUUUCAUAAACCGAAUCAAAAACAUGCACAAUGAAAAUAAGUGGUGAAUGUGAUGGAAUUUAUACGUAAAUUCAAUAAUAUAGAAGAUCUUUACUUA
Venturia canescens is the source of this 1475-nucleotide messenger RNA. Its product is annotated as methylosome protein 50-like. Gene Ontology annotation, cellular component: methylosome. Lineage: Eukaryota; Metazoa; Arthropoda; Insecta; Hymenoptera; Ichneumonidae. The transcript has 5 exons. Gene Ontology annotation, biological process: oocyte axis specification. Gene Ontology annotation, molecular function: protein binding. The coding region runs from base 196 to 1230 and encodes 344 amino acids. The record is from RefSeq and is a predicted model, not a curated record.